UGUAUCCAUAUAAACGCUGGGAUGGGAUUCCCAGUGCCUCUUCCCGGCAGGAGGAGGGAAGCCAGCUCCAACAUGAGGGCAGCUCUGGCCCUGCUGCUGCUCUUGGCCACCGCACGUGCAAUACACCGAGGUAAAGCUUAUGUCCGGGAGAAAGUCUGCCAGGAGUACAGGAUGCUGGGGAAGGAGAACUUCCGAACCCUGACCAUCAUCGCCAACAGCCGGAAAUACUCCAAUGGCACCUUCGAGGAGAUCGGCCACCUCGUCCGGGAAAUCGUGUCCCUGGCUGAGACCUGCUGUGCCGACGGCGCAGACCCCUCCUGCUACGAUGCCGGGUCCUCGGCCCUGUCGGUCAAGUCCUGCAGCGCGGACUCGCCGUUCCCGGCGCAUCCCGGCACGGCCGAGUGCUGCACCCACGAGGGGCUGGAGCGCAAGCUGUGCCUGGCGGCCCUGCGGCACCCGCCCCAGCCACUGCCCCGCUACCUCCAGCCCUCGGACCAGGAGCUCUGCCAGGCCUUCAGGAAGGACCCCCGGGAAUUUGCGGACAGGUAUCUGUACGAGUACGCCAGCAGCUACAGCCAGGCGCCCCUGCCUGUGCUCCUGGGCUCCACCAGGACCUUCCUCUCCAUGGUCUCCACCUGCUGCAUCUCCCCUGCACCCACCGCCUGCUUCCUGAAGGAGAAACUGCAAAGAAAAACCCUCUCCCUCCUCACCUUGAUAUCAAACCGGGCUUGCUCCCGCUUCUCGGUGUACAGAAAGGACAAAGUCACCUUCAGCUACCUGGCCUCGCUGGCUCAGAAGGUGCCUGCUGCUUCCUUCGAGGACCUUUUCCCCCUGGCCAAAGGCGCUGCUGAGGUGUUUUCCCAGUGCUGCGACUCUGUGGCUGAGGACUGCAUGCAGAAGAAGCUCUCGGAGCACACGGCCAAAGCCUGUGCCACGCUGUCGGCCCAGGACGGACGCUUUGCCGACUGCUGCAGGGGGAAAAACCUGAUGGAAAACUAUUUCUGCAUCCUGGCCUUGCCCCCUGCGCCCGCUCCCAAACUCCCAGAGGCACCGGAGCCAACCAACAAGGAGCUGUGUGGCAAGGAGGGGGAUCUCCAGACCACCAGGUCCCUGUUCGAGCUGGCACGGAGGCACCCCAGCCUCCCUGACGCCGUCCUUGCCAAGCUCUAUGACGCCUCGGAGAAAAUCAGGGAGGAAUGCUGCUCAGCCAAGGACCCCUCUGCCUGCCUGGACAGCAAACGCCAGCAGAUGGGAGCAGAACUGCCCCCCGUCCUGGAACGGGCCAGCCAGCUCUGCGGGCAGUACAACGAGCUCUAUUUCCUUGACUUCAAGAAGAGGCUGCGGGAAAGCCUGACACAGACGUUUCCCGAGGCCAGCGCGGAGCUGCUGGAACAGAUGCUGGAGCAGCGAGUCUCCUUCGCCUCCACCUGCUGCACCCCGGACGCGCCUCCGCUCCUUUGUGCUUCCAAGGUGAGCUCGGAGCUGGGAGAGGUGUGCAAGCAGGAGUCCUGCCUCCUGGGAUAGGGGCCCCGAGGGAGCAGCUGGUGGGCGUCCGGUGCCGACGGCAGGGAUCGCUUCUCCAGGCACUCACGGAUGGAGCGGGAUCGCGAGGCAAAGCUCGGUGGAUACGCGGGAAUGUGGCACGUCGGAAGGGAGCUGGGCUGGAGGAUUCCCAGCAGACAGAAGGUGCCACCAAGCCCCACGGUUCCCUACCCACCCACCAGCAACACCCCCCUUGUAUUCCUGCAGCCAAAAUAAAGAUGAAAACAGUCUCCUCGCC
Molecule: messenger RNA, 1780 nt
Organism: Lepidothrix coronata (blue-crowned manakin)
Lineage: Eukaryota; Metazoa; Chordata; Aves; Passeriformes; Pipridae
Gene: GC
Product: GC, vitamin D binding protein
Exons: 12
Coding region: 22-1524 (500 amino acids)
Biological process (GO): vitamin transport
Cellular component (GO): blood microparticle; cytoplasm
Molecular function (GO): vitamin transmembrane transporter activity; vitamin D binding
Source: RefSeq, a predicted model, not a curated record